AUGAAGUGUAAUUCCUACCUUCCCCUUGUUGUGGCGGCCUUGGUUUUCACCAGGAGUGUUGCCGUGCCUUUGGCAGAUGAGCACCAAGUAACUUCGUUCGAGAACAACCAUCCCAAGAAGAAAAACCAUCACAAGAAAUACCGUGGUGUCCGAGGUGGAAGGAUCCGCCGAAACCUGGUUUCACACAGUGAUAGAUUUCUUGACGCCUCAGAUAUUGCAAAUCUAGUUGGAGGAGGAGACAGAAUAAGCAGAAGAGGUGUGGGAGGAGACGACCUCGGCGACGACCGCGGCGGCAAUGCAGACAAAGGACACAACGGCGCUGACAAAGGAUACACUGCCGACAAGGCUGAUAAAGGAGGCACAGGAGACAAAGCAAACAAGGGCACUGACAAAGGAUAUACUGCCGACAAGGCUGAUAAAGGAGGCACAGGACACAAAGGAAACAAGAGCACUGACAAAGCAAACAAUGGCGCUGACAAAGGAGACAAUGCCAACAAGGGAGACAAAGCUGGUGCUGACAAGGGAGACGUGGCAACAGCCUAUGACAUCCCAACAACAACUGUUGGAGCCGAAACACAUGACAAUGGAGCCUAUGCUACCCCAACAACGACUGGUGGAGUCGAAACGCAUGACAACGGAGACAAUGUGGCAACAGCCUAUGACAUCCCAACAACAACUGUUGGAGUUGAAACACAGACCGAAAAAUUGAUCUUCGAGGAAGGUUUUGAGAUUGGUUUCAAGCAAGGGUUUGAGCAUUAUCAACACCAUGGUGCUACUAUAGGUGAUUUCACAUCAAUAUACAGAAACACAAUGUCCAUGGAAGCUUGUGUUGAAGACCAAAACGGCGAGAACCACUACCAAAAAGUGCUUUCCUGCAUGGAAUCGUACCAAGUUGGUUUCAUGAGUGGCUUUGAGAGAGGAUUCAGCGAGGCUGGGAGCAGUGCCAACUCCGGAGAAGACAAACUCCCCAGCAAGAAUUGUGGAGGCUAUGAGACCCAAUCUAGUGGUACCACCGAGGACGAAGAAGAAGAGUCUGAGCAAAACGAAUACCAUGAGACUGCAUCUAGCAGUACCGAGGGCGAAGAAGAAGACAAAGAGUCCGACAAAGAGUUCGAGCAAAACGACUACAUGUACUAUGGGACCGGAUCUAGCAGUACCACUGAGGAUGAAGAAGACGAGGAGUCCGAGCAAAACGAAUACUAUGAGAUUGGAUCUAGCACGACCACGGAGGACGCUGAAUACAAAGAGCAAAACCAAGACUACUCAUCCCAGCAAUCUGCCGAGGACGAAGAAUACGAACAGCCAAACCAAGACUACUCAUCCCAGCAAUCUGCGUUCCGGUACAUAGAUACACCUCAAUUCCCCAGCAACUGUGAGCUCUCAGGAGGAGCAGUUUUGAUGUGCAAGGAUGAUGAAGGUAACACCUUCAAACCUGUCAAAUGUGGAGACGGCGCACUAGCCGCAGCUUGUGGACUCUGUAUGGAUGGAGUGGAAAGAACGAGUUAUGUCCAUUGCCUGGGUGUUGACUGUGUCUACAAUCCACAAGACCAGGAAUGUGUUUCAAGCAGCGUGUAG
Messenger RNA from Seminavis robusta, 1575 nucleotides. Lineage: Eukaryota; Bacillariophyta; Bacillariophyceae; Naviculales; Naviculaceae. The record is from the annotation of a GenBank genome assembly.